Messenger RNA from Xyrauchen texanus (razorback sucker), 4698 nucleotides. RefSeq names its product SUMO specific peptidase 5 (gene senp5). Gene Ontology annotation, cellular component: nucleus. Gene Ontology annotation, molecular function: deSUMOylase activity. The record is from RefSeq and is a predicted model, not a curated record. Gene Ontology annotation, biological process: protein desumoylation. NCBI's taxonomy places the organism in Eukaryota, Metazoa, Chordata, Actinopteri, Cypriniformes, Catostomidae. The coding region runs from base 468 to 1970 and encodes 500 amino acids. The transcript is spliced from 11 exons.
UCACGCGCCACAAUUUCGCUACGACCAUAACAACGCCUGAAAACCGUAACAUUUAUCGAUAUCAUUGUUAGUGGAAAAUCAGAAUUUAUUUACACUGUUUUAAAUCUCCUGAAAACGUCAUCUGCGUGACAAACCCACACGACGUUUUAAACGUGAAAAUUAACAAGUCCCAUCCAAACAUCAAGAAUUCUAAUUUCAAGAUCUACAUUUUGAUCUCAAUCAUGGAAUCCUAAUACAAUCAAAGGGGCGAGAGGAUCUGUGGAGGAAUGGGGUAGAGUUUGAGAUGAGGGUUCCGGGUCCAAAAACCUCAGAUCAGGCAGAAUCCGGCUCAGGUGAGUAGACACAGACCUGAAAUUGGUUUGACCGAUUCACACUUUAGCUCUUCUUUAAUAUAGGGCCUACCGAUAAAUGGAAUCUGGUAUGUUGCUAAAGAAAUCCAUCAAGAAACAACAGUCUUCACAGGUGAGAUGCAGGAAAAUGGCCGCUCCAGGAGGAAACGUGUGCCGAAGACGUGUGACUGCUGUGGGCCUAACGGCAAACCCCACACGCCCGGACACGAGCAUGUUACGAAAAAACGUGGCCGCAAGAAGAAAGACAUGGUGAACCAAGAGGAGGUGGCUAGAGAGGAGGAGGUGAGCUCCUCUGCAAUGGAUUCCGUAAUAACAGUUGAUGGGGACACAAUGACUGCUUGUGAGAUGGAAGAAGUGCCAUUUCCCAGGAGAAAACUAGACGUAACCCAGACAGAAGUCAACAUCAUGCAUGCAGUGAAUGCGACUGCUUUCAUGGUGAACGGCAUAGACAACAGUAUUCAUACACAUAACUGUCAAGAUCCCACCAAAGAUCUCAUCUCCAGUGAGCAGGGCCAUCCAGUUAAGACAAGUGUCACGGUGGACAGCAGCGAUGUCCGGACCAGUUCGGCCACACAUAGUGACUUGAUGGCGAAACUCUCAAAUUCUUCCUUGCACGUCAACAGCUCAGAGUGGGAUGUUUCCAGUCACAGUGAUGCCAUGGAAACUGAGGCGCCCACAUUAAGUACUGAGAUAGACAAGGCUUGCUGGGACCACCAUUACUGCAAACCUCUUACUGGGGACCUCGGAAACAACUCAAUGGAGGUGAUGGGUGAACCGUUGGCACUGCCUCCUGCUGCAAUCACCACAGAGGGAAUCAUUGAGUUUAUUCAUGAAUUCCUCGAGCAGUUCUAUGAGAAAUACGGAAGCUUCACUCCAUUGAGUGACACCGACGUUCUUCAUCACCUCAAUAAGACGUUUCAAUCUGACUUGACCGACAGGAUGAAGCUGAUAAUAGCAGAAGUGGCCAAGUACAAAGCUGGUCUUGCCUGUGCUCCUAUGCAUUACUUCCAAGUGACCUACAACAAGCACACUUUGACCUUAGAUGACCUUUUAACACUUGACGACCAAAACUGGGUCAAUGAUCAGGUGAUUAACAUGUAUGGAGAACUGAUCAUGGAAGCUACAAACCACAAGGUUCAUUUCUUCAAUAGUUUCUUUUAUCGACAGUUUGCAGCUAAAGGGUAUGAAGGAGUGAGGCGAUGGACUAAAAAGGUUGAUCUAUUCUCUAAGAGAUUGAUUCUGAUUCCUCUUCACCUGGAGAUUCACUGGUCGCUCAUAACUGUGGACGUCUUCAAGCAAAACAUAAAUUUCUAUGACUCCCAGGGCAUCUUGUUCAAGUUUGCUGUGGAUAACAUCCUAAAAUACAUUGUUGCAGAGGCAAAAGAGAAGAAACAACUGGUAUUUCAAAAAGGCUGGAAGAUUGCUGUCAACAAGCCCAUUCCACAGCAGAAGAACGACAAUGACUGUGGAGUUUUUGUCUUGGAGUACUGUAAGUGCCUGGCGUUCAAUAAGCCAUUGCUGUUCACUCAAGAGGACAUGCCUCAAGUCCGCAAGAGGAUCUACAGAGAACUUUGUAACUGUAGGUUAUCUGACAGUUUAAACUCAGACAAACCAACAUAGAUGUACUCCUAGUGUCUGGAAGGGAUUGAACUUCAUGGACAGACCAAGACAAACCAACAUAGAUAUACUCCUAGUGUCUGGAAGGGAUUGAACUUCAUGGACAGACCAAGAAAUCCUAAAUAUGGAUCAGGCAUGGCUGGAGCUUCCUAAAUCUGUCCAAACAUUCCUGUUCGUCCAGCCACUGAAUACGUUUCAUCAGGUUGCGUUUACCUCUUCGCUAGACAUUGGUGGUUCAAUUAUGCCUUUUUUUGACAAUUUCAACCUUGUUUUUACAAGGACGCUGUAACAACUUCUCAGAGAUGGUGCAGAAACAAACAAGAAAAUUGACCAGUUUACUGGCAAUCAGAAAGAUUCAAAACCAUACAGUUGUGUGCAUUUUUGUUUUUUAUCUGACAACUCAUUUUAAUUUAAAAAACAUAUUGCCGUUCAUCUUUGCAGCCUAUAACGCCAUCACAAAGCCCAUGCAUUUCUAUGAGGUUGCAUUUGGUUAAGAAUGCAGUUUUUGCUUUGCAUUAUGAAAAUGACUUUCAUUGUUUUUAAAUAUCACAUCAUUGUUGUUGAGGUACAUGAUGUGUUUAUAAAAGGCUUUUAUAUGAAUGUUCGGUUAAACAUGGAGAAUCUUAACAGUCCAGUCAUCUUUAACUUACAAGUUAAAAGCAAGGUUUAGUGGCGAUAGGCACGUUUAUUUAUAUAGCAUAUUUCAUACAAAGUGGUAAUUCAAAGUGCUUUACAUGGAAAUGAUAAAGAAAAUAAGACUAAAAUGUAAGACAUAAGAAUUUAAAACUAAGUUCGAGAUGCCCCUUCAGUGGAAAAGCAGAACAGGUACCCCAGGCAGGGUUCCAAAGUUCGAUCUCCCAGUGAUAUUGAAGCGACCACCCCCAUAAACUUUAAUAACCACCUUUCCGAGGUCCUAAGCAUGUCCUGUACCAGGAUGCUGUUAACAGUUUCCCUUUAAAUUGAACUAUUUUAUGAAAGAGCCACGGGGUUGAUGUCAAGCUGUUUGUUCUCAACUGUUUUUGCUUGGACGUUCUUUAUAGAAUUACUCUUGACACUUUCUUAAGUGUUUCAGAAACGCAAGUCUGUAGUUUUGUCAUUUACUGAUGUUUGAUCAGUUAAUGGGCACAAUGAGCUUGUUGCAGUUUAUGCCUUUUAUUUAGAUUUUAAUUGAUGAAGGCUGCUCUGAAGAAAUCAUGUAAAGUGACUGUUAUCAUCAGUUCAAGGGGUAGGUCAACCAAAAAAUAAAGUUCUCUCAUCAUUUACUCUACUUACGUUGUUCCAAACCUGUAUGACUUACUGUGAAUGGUGACUGGGGCUAGUAUUCGGCUUAUAAUCGACUUUUUAAGUAAUUUGGUUUUGGAACAACAAUAAGGGGAAGUAAAUAACGACAGGAUUUUAAUUGUUGAGUGAAAUACUACUUUAAGACAUACUGAGACUAGGCAAAAUGUAUGAAGCAAGUGUUUGUGAUGUAUGACAGUAAUCAUGAUUGGGGCCUACUGUUCUGUUAAGUUUUUGACAUUGUGAAAUUGCAGCUUGGUACAAACAUAUUUAGGACAGUACAAUUAUCCUUGUCAGAGACCAAUCAUUUCAGGAGUCACAGAGAGUUGUACUGAUACUCUCAUUUUUGUUACUUGAAAUCUACCAACGGAUCAUAACCUCAGAUAGUGAUAUGACUGAGUUCCUGACUACUAGUUCAUCAUUAUUUAAAAACACAUAAAACCAUGUUGAAUAACCAGUACCAUGUCUGCUGUGUGCUUGCAAACACAUUGUGCACUUUCCACGAACAGGCUAUAAAACAGGGCUCAAAUUUGUUGUUCUUUAACCUAAGUAUACCUGAUCAGUGUAAAGGGGUUUAACCUUCAGAAAAUGUUGCUCAUCCACCUUUUGAGGUCAAACUAAACAUGUGCUGUUGUAUUUUAAAUUCAUGGGAAAUAAGUUUGACAAUUACUCCACUGAUACUUUGUCCCCUUGUAAGUGAUAGCUUAAUAUAGUCUAAAUGUGCAGCCCUGUUAUUUGCAAUCCUAAUAACCAUUCUGGCAAAGUGGCUUUUGUAUUCAACUUUGAACAUAAGAUUUCAUUGUGUAUUUUCAUUUUUGGGUGAACUCUCUUAACAUUUACUCACCCUCAUGCCAUCCCAGAUGUUUGUGACUUUCUUCAGUAGAACACAAAGACUUUUAGAAAAAUAUCUCAGCUCUGUCAGCCCAUACAAUGCAAUUGAGUGGUGAUCAGACCUUUGUAGCUCCAAAAUUACAUAAAGGCAAACUAGAAGAAAUGCACAUGGCUCCAGUGUUUAAAUCCAUACCUUCAGAAGUGAUAUUAUAGGUGUGGGUGAGAAACAGAAUGCAAUUUUUUUACUCAAAAUCUUCACUUUCCUUUUCAGAUGUGAAAGCAAAACUAAACAGCCACCACAUAUUACUUUCAGUUGUAUAAGUGAAAGUGGAGAUUUAAAGUAAAAAUUUAAAUUUGGAUCUGCUUCUGAAGAAUUUAAACACUGGAGUCUGGUGGAUACUUUUUCACAACAGCACCAUAUUAAAUUUUUGAUGGGAAUGAAAACAAGGCUGAGAGGGUCUAUACUAACUUAAUGACAUGCGCUGUAUAAAGCUCCUACAUCAUAUGUCAUUUUUAACAACUCCUUAAUUUCCCAUGUUUUCUGUAGAUUAAUGUCUACUGAAAUUUCUUGGAAAGAUGUUUUUUUUUUUCAUCAGUGGAAUGACUCCAAACCCUUUAAACA